This is a messenger RNA of Orbicella faveolata, 1396 nucleotides long. RefSeq lists its product as uncharacterized. The record is from RefSeq and is a predicted model, not a curated record. NCBI's taxonomy places the organism in Eukaryota, Metazoa, Cnidaria, Anthozoa, Scleractinia, Merulinidae.
CCAGACAAAUUAAUUUAACUUCUGUAAAUCUCCUGGAUAAAUGCAAAUGCAGAUCACUUACUUUCAGAAAGCACACAGGGAACUUUUGAUUUUUCAGCGAAUGAGACAGACGAAAUACUUCAAGUUCUAAUAUUACAAAAAGUAUGCAUGGGUUGACAUUUCCUAUAGGUGCAUGCCGCAAAAUUGUUUUUCUGACCAACGAAAUGCUUGGAUAUGGCACAUUUUAACUUAUUUUUGCACAAAGCAAGAAUUAAUGUGGCAUAAAAAAAGUAAGAUUUCCUAUUUUUGGAUUCGUAUACCUUUUGAUAAAAGCAUGUUUCGUUUAGGUGCUGCAGGUGACAGCUCAGCAUAUGUGGCAGGGGACAGAUGACUUGCACGUCAAACUAUCGAUCACAACACAGCAGCCUCUCAUUCCGGGAGAAAACGCAACUCUUCAUGUGGAUUGUCACGAUACAAACAACAACAAAAAGGAUAUCCAGGCAUUGACAAUGACAUUUAACCUUCCUUACUUCCUGGUUUACCAAGGAACUUUCACCAGGUCCGGGUCCGUUGAGCUAUCUUCAGUUCGUAACAACACUGGCCGUCUGGUAUUCCAGUUUUCGUCUUUCAAGAAGUCUGAAAACAUCAACCUCGACAUUAGGCUUCUCGUGAUGAAACAAGACCGCGUGCCGAAUGGAAAGGAGAGUACGUCAGCAGGUCGCGUGGAUCUUUUGUACCAAAGAGGAAUUGAAGGGUGCUCUCAAAGUCUCCACACCUACAGAAACUUUGAAAUAUUGGUGUAUAACCCAGACUGUGAGAACUUUGGUCCCUUGGGGAUGACAGACGGAAGCAUCAAAGAAAGCCAGCUGAUUGUCUCCUCAGUGUUCCAAAUACUCAGUCAUAAAGUUGGUCAAGAGCCAUACGGCGCCGGAUUACAUAGAGAGGAGUACUGGGCACCAGCUGCCGGUCUCUCUUCACAUGACCGAAGGCAGUACGUUCAGGUCGACUUCAGAAGUCUUAAAGACAUCAAAAUGAUAUCAGCUCAAGGUCAUCCGAAUUCAAAGGCGCCGAUUGAAUGGAUGCAAAUCACAUCGAGCAAUGAUGGGCAUCUCUGGAAAGACUACAGUAACAAGAAUAUUAAGGUGACACACUGAUCUUAAUUAAGCAGGCUGAGAACAAAUUGAAAUUUGCAAGUCCUUUAGUAUGGGAAACUCCUGCACCUUCUUUUUUUCGCGUUCAGGUUUUAACGCUCGGUUGUGUUCUUGCAAUUGGGAAAGGCUAAGAAAGGAUGAAGGCUAAUGAUAGUUAAGGAGGAAGCGUGGAGGCAGGAGGCAGGAGGUAGCGUGGCAGAGUGGUUAGGGCGCUGGACUUGAAAAGUCCCGCUCUGACCACUAAGCUGGAGUUGUUUCAUAGUAGA